AGCCAGAUAGGUCCAGAGACAGCUUAAACCUACCGAACCAUUUGCUCCCAGUGUUGGUUUAUCCAUCUCCGUCUCUCCGUUCCUCGUCGAUCAACUCCACCUGAAGAAUCUCCGAGUUUCUAUUGAACGACACACUUCAAUGGCGGAAUCUGUUUCUUCUCAAACUCCGUCGCUCUCGGAGCAAUAUCAUUUGGAGAAAGAAGUGAAGCCUGUUGAAGUGGCACCAGAGAUUACUACUACUACUCAAGAGGUUGAAGCCAAGGAAGAAUCUCCUGCCGAGGAAGCAGUUGAAGACAAGUCUAAAUCUCCUGAAGUGACUUCUGAAGAGGCUCCUGCCGCGACUGAAGAAGCUCCUGCUAAUGAGGAAAACACUAGUGAAGAAGUUGCCGAGGAGACUCCCGAUGAGAUCAAGCUUGAGACAGCGCCUGCUGAUUUCCGUUUCCCGACAACAAACCAAACUAGGCAUUGUUUCACGCGUUACAUUGAAUAUCACAGAUGUGUAGCUGCCAAGGGUGACGAAGCUCCCGAGUGCGAUAAGUUUUCAAAGUUUUAUCGAUCUCUUUGCCCCGGCGAAUGGGUUGAUAGGUGGAACGAGCAAAGAGAGAAUGGAACUUUCCCUGGUCCUCUUUAAGACACUCUCCUGCCUGAAGAAGAAUCUUCUUUUGAUGUUACCUUCAUGAUGUCAGAGCU
Molecule: messenger RNA, 690 nt
Organism: Brassica oleracea var. oleracea
Lineage: Eukaryota; Viridiplantae; Streptophyta; Magnoliopsida; Brassicales; Brassicaceae
Product: cytochrome c oxidase subunit 6b-3
Exons: 5
Coding region: 140-631 (163 amino acids)
Cellular component (GO): respiratory chain complex IV; mitochondrion
Source: RefSeq, a predicted model, not a curated record